AUGCAGAACAUUAUUUGGCUGCUGGCAACUAUUCUGCUGGUGCUUCUACCCCACACCCCACUGGCAUCUUCCUUAUCGGAUGCUUGGAAAUUACCACCCGCAACCACGGUCGUCAUCACUGGUGGAACGAAAGGCAUUGGCAAAGCCUGUGUGGAAGAAUUGGCAGGAACUCUGGGUGCAAACGUCUUUACAUGCUGUCGCAACCAGCAAGAUUUGGACCAAUGCUUGGCGACAUGGGGCGACCAGGGAUGGAAUGUGCAAGGGGUGACAGCCGAUCUGGCCACCACCGAGGGGCGAACGGCAUUUUGUCAGAAAAUUGAGGAGUGGUUGCAAGGACGACGACUCGAUGUACUCGUCAACAAUGUCGGAACCAACAUUCGAAAAGCAUCGGUCGAUUAUACCCCCGAAGACGUUGAAUUUGUCUGGCAAACCAACUUUUUCAGCUUUUUUGCCCUCACCACGGCAUGUCACAAAUUCUUGACACGACCACAAUCUCAAUCUACGGCACUCCCUGCUGCUACCGGUACUACUAGCAGUGUAAUCAACAUUGGAAGUGUAGCCGGAGUCACUUGUAUGAAGUCGGGAACGCCCUAUUCGUCCACCAAGGCCGCCAUGAAUCAAUUGACGGGAAACUGGGCCUGCGAAUGGGGAUUGGAUGGCAUUCGCGUCAAUUGCGUUGCUCCGUGGUACAUCAACACCGAACUCGCACAACAAGUACUCAAAGAUGAAGCCUACAAGGCUAGUGUCUUGGAACGGACUCCCAUGGGCCGCGUGGGAGAACCCAGGGAGGUGGCAGGCUUGGUGGCAUUUUUGGCAUUGCCCAUUGCCGGAUACAUUACCGGGCAAGUCAUUAGUGUGGAUGGUGGAUUCACGCGCAAUGGAUACUAUGAUAGUUUCUACAGUAAGUAA
This is a messenger RNA of Seminavis robusta, 909 nucleotides long. NCBI's taxonomy places the organism in Eukaryota, Bacillariophyta, Bacillariophyceae, Naviculales, Naviculaceae. The record is from the annotation of a GenBank genome assembly.